UGAACAGAUAAGUUCGCUCGUGCUACAAACAUAGUGUAGGCUGCAGAUCGUAUAGUGAUAACAUUACUCUCUCGAAUUUGUGGCAGGACAGUAUUAUCACCGGAAUUCUGCGUAAUGGCGAUUUCUAUGUCUAAAAACACGUGUGUUAAAGCGUGAAUAAAAUGAUUGAUUUGUUUGAAAAAAAGUGCUAAGAAUCAACAGUGAGUUGACAAGCGCAGCUCAGGGUGCGCAGAACCGUUUAUUAGCCAUAUAAAGGGAGUAGGAGCAUUCGCGCCCCAUUCGCAAGUCCGACGCCGCUAUCCCCGCCGGUAGCUCGAAAACUUACCCCACAACUUUCCUGCGAACUCAUAUCUGUGGACUUUAGUUUGGAACAAGAUGAAAUUGUUUCUGUACGUCGGUGCCGUGAUGUUGAUGUGCGAUGCGAUCAACGGGUUGUUCUUGCCGGAGUUGGGCCGUGGUCGUCAAAGAACAUCGACGCGAGGCGUUUCCUGGUAUCAGCGGGGAAGGCGGGUUGAAAGGCCUACACACCGAGUAAUAGAUCCUAACGAAGACUGUUUUCUGAUGACAUCCGACGAGGGAGAAAUAUUUUUCAAGUCACCAUCAGACGAGCCAGUUGUGUGCGGCAUUUACAUGAUAGCGGACCCAGAUAAACGUAUCCAAGUUACCUUUAACUACCUGGAUGUGCCCUGCGAGAAUGGAGGAUUGGUUGCAUGGGUUGACGGCUGGGAGUUGAACGGGCAGGUGUGGCCAGCAGACGCCUGGGAUGAUGACCGGGUGGUUGAAACCUGCGACCGCCGCCCGCCGCACAAGCUGGUGGCGCGCCAGAACGCGGCACUGAUCCAGUACCGUGUCCCCGCCAGGGGCAAGGGGUUCGCUAUCACCGUGCGUCAUCUAAAAAAUCCGAGGCCUUGCCACGUUAUGAUGUUCGGAUCCGAGGGAAUCUUCACUCUUCGCAACCACGGCGCCACCGGCAACUGCUCCCUCAUCACCAUAGCCCCGGCCUCGGUGCGGGUGCUGGACCUCAACGUCGGGCAGGCGGUCAAAACCCACUCCCUGUUUGACUUAGAAACCGGGACCAUCAGUCAGUGCAAAAAGCGAGGAUUGCCAGACUUCGUGGACAUCGGUGGCGCUGGGGGGCUUGACCACACCAAGAUGGAAGUCUACGACAGCGUGUGUGGACUCGAUUCCAAAGAAGCACGCCGCCCGCUACUCAUCGCCUGUGAAGACACCGUGGUGCGACUGGUGUCCAGCGGUCGCUUCCACAACUCCGUAACCCUGGCCUUCAACCCUCUCGCUGCCGAGGACAUCGAGCACGCGGAUCUGAUCUGCGGCAUGGACGCCAUGAACGAGGUGCCCGAUAUCUAAACCGAACGACGUGAACCCUGCUUGAGCCGUGGCAUUGUAUUGUUAAAUUACUUACAGUAGCAUUUAGUUUGUUAAGAGUGAAUGUACUAGUAUGUUUUACCUUUAAUUUUUUACAAGCACGUAUUUUAACUAUUAAUCUACCGUCAAACGUGGCAACAUUACAUUUUGUGGAAUCUUUACCACAUAGAAAUAGCUCAUAUUAAGUAACACUUAAUAUUAAUAGCUCAUUUCUAUGAGCUGUUUCAAUUAAGUCAUACCCUAAGGUACAGUUGCCACAGAAGGUAAUGUUGCCACGUUAACGGUACUUAGGUAUUUUAUAUUUAUUGAAAAUUACUUCAUAAGGUAAUUUAAGCCGCAAUUUAGUUGUGAAUUUACACCGACAAUAGUUUUGCAGUAGCACACGCACCACCAUUUCACACUGUCAGUGCCAAGCGCUCCAUUUCCAAAACAAAAUGAACUAAGUAGUGUAAUAAUAUGGGUGUAGACAACUUACUCAAAAAUAGCGUGUUCUUGGCAGUGAAUGUAUUUACUAUCCACUGUUUUACAUUUCCUGUUCCCAGCGUAUCAACGCGCUCUGAAAAACGGGUUCUAAUCACUUCAAUAGAACUUAACAAAAUUAACGCGGCUGGGACAGAAAAGUUUAAACGGCUUAAUUAAUGACUUUACAAUUCAAUGGUCUCAAAAAUGUAAAUUAUCCCUCGUAACGCAACGCGACCCUGUUACUGCAAAACUGGCCAUGUUAUUUAUUUGGUGCUACGGCUCUCAGACUUAGCAAUCCAAACAAAUGUUCUGAUACUAAAAUAUCAAAAUAGGUGAUAUUUGUUUGAGAAAAUGUUUUAAACUUAAAUGUUACAUUUAUAAAGAUAAAUGCUGAAUAAGGAUUACAUUACUGCUAUGAUGUUUUAAAUGAAGUUCUACACGCUGGAUAUUAACUGCAAAGUAUUUUCUAUAGGUACUUUUAUACUAGUCAAUUCUGUUAGAAGUAUAGUCACAUAAUAGCAUCAACCAAGUUAUGUUUAGGUAGUAUGUAUAUCUAUAGUUAAGUGCCAAUUAUCUACGGGUUUUAUUUAUUACUGUAUAAAAUACAGAAAAGGUAUCUUCCUUAGUGAUGUAAUUUUUUGGUGUAUUUUAAUGAAUAAAGCCAAGUUUCGUGUACCUAAUUUAAUCAUGUUUAAAUUGGAACUGUAAGUAGAUUUAAUAGCUAACUGUGUCAGUAUCUCAAUCUAGUCAUGUAAGAGCUAGAAAAUUAUAAAAAUGUACUUACGAAAAUGUGUGCUAGCCAAAUUGUCCAUAAAUAAAAUAAACUUCCUAC
Molecule: messenger RNA, 2677 nt
Organism: Cydia strobilella
Lineage: Eukaryota; Metazoa; Arthropoda; Insecta; Lepidoptera; Tortricidae
Product: corticotropin-releasing factor-binding protein
Exons: 7
Coding region: 376-1365 (329 amino acids)
Biological process (GO): negative regulation of corticotropin secretion; negative regulation of corticotropin-releasing hormone receptor activity; hormone-mediated signaling pathway
Molecular function (GO): corticotropin-releasing hormone binding
Source: RefSeq, a predicted model, not a curated record